Echinostoma caproni is the source of this 4299-nucleotide messenger RNA. The record is from the annotation of a GenBank genome assembly. NCBI's taxonomy places the organism in Eukaryota, Metazoa, Platyhelminthes, Trematoda, Plagiorchiida, Echinostomatidae.
AUGCCAACUCGUGAGCGGGUGAAUAGCGCGGAAUCCGCCGACACUCGGUUCGCUAUCCUACAGGAUGCCAAAAUAGCUGCGUUAAAUGUGGACUGGCCUACUCCACCCGGUUCCAUGUCGUCACCCUCCAGUACAAAUAAAGUACAGCGAAUUAGGUCAUCCAGCUCGUUUUGUGCAAGCCUGUCGCCUAAUCUGGUCAAUAGUAAUGCCAACAACAACAGUGGUCUUGCUACUCCCAUGUGUCCCGCUGGCGCUAUAGCUACCAUUGCUACCGCCACCGCCACCGUCCCAUCCAUUCUCUGUACAUCUCCCCUGUCUAAUAAUAAUAACACGGGAGCGCAGUCGAACUCAAUCACUCGCAUUUCUCCCUCCUCCUCCUCUUCCUCACCGGACGAUCAUCGUCUAAUUGGUUCCAGUUCUCCCUCCUCCAAACCAAACAUCCAUUCUUUUGCAGCACAACCACACAAUCGUUACAUUGCACCGGUCACAAACUCCUCAAUGCAUGGUAACCGGACCUCUCUCCAACCUACACCAUCCCCCGUGCGGACUAAUGGCGACCACGGAUCUGUCAUAUCUAUCCCUGUCGUAUCCACCGCACCCCAAUCCGACACAAAUCCAGCUGGGCAUUUUAAACCAUGCGCACCAGCACCAAUAUCCACAAAGUUGUCAGCAUCCCCGUUACCGGUUCCAGCGGAGACCGGAUCACAUCCGUCCUCGCGUCCAAAUACUGCUCAAUCCAUUCCGACACAUCAAUCACCACAGUUGUCAGUUGUGCCAAGAGAUAAACAAUCAACAGUGGACGGUCGAUCCGCAAACUCUUCAAUGCCACUAAAGAAGCGCUUGAUUCAGCGGUAUGAAGCUGACAAUGAAACCGGACCGGUUUCAGGCUCAGCCUCUGCCAUUGAUCCCUCAAGCCUGGGGCGAUGGACUCAACUGAUUGUCCCGUCCGACUCUCACUCCGAUUCUCCCCGCAUGCCAGUGCAUUCGCCUGUCUCUCCGGCCAUCAGUCAAUCUUCACCGUACAACAGCGGUAGCACAUUACUAGCGAAUGAAACGAAGCCAAUAUACAAUAGUGGUACCGAAAAACCGCUCGGAUCGAUGAACGAUAAGGCGAAACAACUAAUUACAUCCGAUUCGACCGACUCACAAAAACGUAGAGGUACUCAGAAUAAAGUGGCUCGAGGGAAACCGUCAUUUACGGACGCGUCAGCACCCUUACAACAACCACCAACUUCAUCAUCGUCACAGUCAGGUACAUUGGGGGCAGGAGCAAGUGCUUCUCAAAGGGUUACGACAACGGAUCCGCGUCAGACUGCGGUUUCAGGUACAAAGCGAGCUGGUGGAAUAACUGGAGUGAAACGUGGAUCAAUAAAAGGGGCACGAAAAUUGGCUCCCAAGUCGAAUGAAAACUACGCCCGUGCAUCCAAAUCCGGUGCUAGAUUCCGGACAGAUAAUGCGGACGAGGAUGCUAAGAGUGGAAAAAUCAAUAAUCAUAGUAGACUCUCUAAUCCAUCUGUCGUUGCCCCUACUCUGCAACAAUCUCGACGUAGAUUGACUGACGAAACUCGAUGCACGCGACGCAAUAGUUCAGGUGCCAGCAGUGUGACCAGUUGGACUCGUGGUGGAGCGAAUCCCUCCGAGGAGGCACCUAGGCGUCGAGUGGCUGCAGUGAACGGGACACUACUUAUGAUGGUGGCGGCUCGUGAGCAACGGAGCAACAGCUCAGCCAGUGCUAGUUCCUGCAGUUUGCACAGCAUGGAUGUUGACGCUAGUAACGAUGAGAAUGGAGAUGAUGAGGAUGAAGAGGACACUGAAGACCGAAAUGAAGAUAGCGUUAUGGCUGAUGAAAGUUCACACUCAAUAGCAUCCUCCACUGCUUCGUCACGAAACGCUGCAGCCAGUCGGUCCUCUUCUAGCCAUCGUCGGCCUGCUCGCUCUAAACCUCGUCCCAAGGUGAACAAAUCAUCUGCCCGUGUGGGAGUAGCUGAGUCUUCAUCCGCGGCAUCUCAUCAUACCACCGUAACUACCGCUCAUAGUCCCGCGAUGGGGAACAACCCCAGAACAACACAAAUAUCCCCCACCGCACAUAUCCCGGACAGUACUCGGACAAAGAAACCGAAACGAGCUGCUGCUUUGGCCGCUUCAGCCGCGACUGCAGCCUCCGCGACCGUUGGAGCGAAACGUGCCCGAGCGGGAUCGAAGCGCACUGGGGCAGAUGACGCAAAACGUAGGCGUCGUAUACGAGAUCGUUCGGAAACUCACCAGUCCCAAACCGAAGAAGAGGUGCCAACAGAGAACGAGGACAAUACAAUCGAUGACGAGUCCGUCCGGGCCACAGAUGAUACCUCAUCUGAGGUCACCACGGUGUCCAGGUCCGAAGGAGCGACUGUGUUGGACGAAUUAGCAGCCGCUUUGAUGGAAGACAAGAUCCCCAUUGAGGAGUUGCUGGAUCACCUUCAUGAUCCACCCAAUUUGGCGCGUCUGACCGAUCAUUCAUUACACCCGGCUCACUCAUUGGACUAUUACAAGCGUAGUCAGAUUCCUUUCGUCCAGCUGGUCAGUUGCAACGACCCCGGACUAAAGCAAGUCCCCAAAUGUCGUGCUUGUCGCCAACUAAAAGUCGGUGCUCAUUAUGAUGCCACGUUGAAUGGUGAGUCCGGUUUGUCUGCAGAUGACACAGCCGGGUCGGAAUCGACGUUCUCCGGUCGUGGUGCCUCAAAUGUGGUCGGGUCCUCGCUAUCGACCGUAGCGAAUCGAGAUGGACAAUUCAAGAGACCGAACGGUCGGAAUUCUCAACUAAAUAAAGCUGGCUCGGCUUCAGGACAUGAAUUCGAUCGAUCUCGGGACCGGGACAAGUCGCGCUCGAAAAAGGGAACGAGCACGGGGGCGGCGAACUCUUCUGCGAUCACGACUUCCAACAAUUCCGCUUCUGACUCGUCCGGUGGUACAAACUCCCCGGUCUCGGUCUUCUGUCGAUUCUGGGGAUUUCGAAAAUUGGCAUUCAACAAUCGUGGUUUGUUGAAAUUGGCUGAUUUUUGCCACUCGAACGAGGCCAGUUCGGAUGAUCGAUCGUUGUGGGAAAUGCAUCACCCGGUCUCUCCACCGCUUAGUGUAAACGCAGCUCGUUACAUUCUGGAGCGAUCCGGCACACUUUUCUGUCGAUUACUUCGCCAAGAAUUAGCAAUCCUGACUGGGAAUCGUGACCGGGAUCAACCGCUUCCCCGUGGUCCUGGAGCGCCUCCGAAACACCUCAACUGGUCUCGAAGAUCCGGCUCGGCCAACUCCAUGUGUCACCUGAGUGCUAAUACCACCGCCGCCACCACAACGACCGCCAACAAUAACAGCACCGCAGUUGCAUGGAAACGUCCUGUAAAGGGGGUGCGUGAGAUGUGCGAUGUGUGUGAGACCACCAUGUUCAAUACACAUUGGGUUUGUGGGAAAUGUGGCUACUCUGUAUGCGUGCAUUGUUGUGAAGAGGCCAAAGCACGUCAAAAAGAGGCUGCCCUCACGGAGGCGGACGAGAGUAACGCAGACGAGACGACGGUCAUUCGUGAUCGAAGCCGGUCAAAGCAUUCCAAAGCACUCCCACCUAAUUUCGAUUGUACAGCUCGAGGUGCUAGUCUGAUGGGCUGGUCUUCGUGCACAACAACCAGGCAACAUCAUGAUCCUGAGCGUCUGCUUCUAACAGCGCUACUACCCGCGUGCACAGUGGGCCGAUUGUUGCACCGCGUGCAUCGGAUCGCUCGGCAUUAUCAGAUUCGGUUGGGUUGUGGCUGUUUACCGAACGAGGCGGAGUUGAACACUCCCAGUGGUUCUGUGGCAAGCGCCAAUCCCCUCCGAUCGAAUGAUCCCACUCGUGGUGGUCCGGUGGAAAAUUCCUCGCUUGAUCUUUUGGCUGACCUCGCCUUGCAAACCGGAAUGACUUCCUCAAGCAUAAAGAAGUGUGAAGAGGGAAUGAAGCAGGAAGAGACCGGCACGGACAUUCGAGACGACGGGAUAGUGUCAGAUACAUUCGUAUACGAUCGACGAGGAAACGGGAACAGCAUUGGAACUGUGCGACGGGGCUUGGAAUCGACCAGNCUUGUCGAUCCAGUUCUGAUCUGUCCGGCACAUCCGUCCUGGCCGACGUGGAUUUGCCUGCUGGUGCGCGGGCCAAUCCAAAAUAUCGCGUGCUCCAGCUUCACCAUCCGGACAGUCCUGGCACACUUCUGGCGUUUCAAUUAUAAAAGUCAGGAGGCGAUCAGAUGGAACUUUGCAAUGAUCCGUCUACCCGAAGACUACAUAAAAGAUACAAUUUGA